CUUUCCGAUGGCCUCGCUGUACGUGGGCGACCUGCACCCUGAGGUGACGGAAGCAAUGCUGUACGAGAAGUUCAGCCCGGCGGGGCCCAUCCUCUCCAUCCGCAUUUGUAGGGACAAGAUCACCCGCCGCUCCUUGGGCUACGCUUAUGUCAACUACCAGCAACCGGUGGACGCCAAGCGGGCCCUGGAGACCCUGAACUUUGAUGUUAUAAAAGGCAGGCCAGUGCGCAUCAUGUGGUCCCAGAGGGACCCCUCGCUCCGCAAGAGCGGGGUGGGCAACGUCUUCAUCAAGAACCUGGGCAAGACCAUCGACAACAAGGCUCUGUACAACAUCUUCUCGGCCUUCGGCAACAUCCUGUCCUGCAAAGUGGCCUGCGACGAAAAGGGGCCCAAGGGCUACGGGUUUGUGCAUUUCCAGAAGCAGGAGUCCGCUGAGCGGGCCAUAGAUGCGAUGAAUGGCAUGUUUCUGAACUACCGCAAAAUUUUCGUCGGGAGGUUCAAGUCGCAUAAAGAAAGAGAGGCCGAAAGGGGAGCCUGGGCCAGGCAGUCCACCAGUGCUGACUGCAAGGAUUUUGAGGAAGACACCGACGAGGAGGCCACCUUGCGAUGAGGACACCCCUGGAGCAAGCCAGCAGGGCCAGAUCUUGGCUCCUACCCGGUUUACAACCCUCCCCCCCAACCCACCAGCAGUGUAUUGUAUUGGGAGUGCAGGUCUCUCGCUCUCCCUCUCCCUCUC
Messenger RNA from Fukomys damarensis (Damara mole-rat), 736 nucleotides. RefSeq names its product poly(A) binding protein cytoplasmic 1 like 2A (gene Pabpc1l2a). The record is from RefSeq and is a predicted model, not a curated record. NCBI's taxonomy places the organism in Eukaryota, Metazoa, Chordata, Mammalia, Rodentia, Bathyergidae. The transcript has a single exon. Bases 8 to 610 code for a protein of 200 amino acids. Gene Ontology annotation, cellular component: nucleus; cytoplasmic stress granule; cytosol. Gene Ontology annotation, molecular function: poly(A) binding; poly(U) RNA binding; mRNA 3'-UTR binding.